GCUGUUAUCAUAGACGAUACAGGAAUAUUGAUAAAAACCUAUAUAUUAGCAUUAACAGUUAUCAAUUAGCAUUGACAUAGAAGGCAGCGCAGCAAGGCAAAGCACAAAGGACUGUUGAAUCCGCCGGUAAAAUGAAGUUUUUCUUGGCACUUGCGUUUCUGACCAUGGUAUGCGCAAUACCGCGUCCAGGACGAAUUUCGACAACCAGCGAAACGCUUGAACCAUCGGCGUCAAUCCAAGGUUCUGGACAAGGAUAUAGUCCAGUUGAAGAUGCUAAAGGUGAACUAUUACUAUCAGAACUCGAAAGUUCAGAUGAAUCAGAUUACAUCGCGGAAUAUAAUGAUGAAGAGGAUAUUAGUGAAAGUAUCAGUCUUGAAGAUUUAAUUAUUGCUCUCCACCGUAUAAGAAAUGCAAUCCAGAAGAAAAUUCAUAGCAAACUAAGCCAUUAUAAAGAUUCAGGAGAUGGCAUUUAUGUAACAUCCGAAAGAGUCCCAGUUGAUGAAGACAGUGCAAAUGAGACUGCCGCUGAAUCACCACAACAAGGCAACAGAAAAAAACGUGAACUACCAGGCUAUGCUGACUAUCCUCAAAACAAUAGUGCCCUUUCUAAUAACACUAAGGGCAACGACACUGCAUCUGAUUACAAUCCUAAAAUUAAUAUUACCCAAAUCAAAAAAGAAAUCCAUGACAAAAUCAAUGAUAUUAUUGAAAAUGUGUUUCGUCCAUGGCUGGGCAAUAAAACUUUAAAUCCUUUGCAACAAGAUAACAAAACUGUUGUUGAUACUGGCAGUAUUUCAAACAGAUCGCGUUUAUCUGCAGGCAAUAGCAGCAAACCUGAAGAUAGAAACACAGCCAUUGAUGCUCCUCAACCAGGGAACCAUCCUGAAUUAGAACCACCAAAUGAAACUGAAGGUAGUGAUACUUUUAAUGAUCUAGUUGAAGUUAAUAGUAACCGUAACAAUGGUAAUAAAAAAGUUAUUGAUGUUGAAAUAAGCAAUAUUGUACCAAGGGUACAUUCACAGCUCAGUGUAGGCAGUGAAGUGCCACACAAUGUUCAAACAAGUGACGAGAGCCAAGUGAGGUUUGUGAAUCCAAUUGGGUUGAUCACCAGAGAAGGUGUGCAACAACCCAGUUCUAGCUUCAGAAACUUCCCAUACCAUAUUGCCCACUAUCAUUAAACAACAUGAGUACUAUUACAGGAACUUUUCAGUUUAUAGAUUUAUAAUAAUUUAUAAUUUAUUAAUUCCAAAUGUAAAUUGAGAUAUUUUGUUAAAAUUAUUUAAAAUUGUCAUGUUUUCUAAUAAAAUGUUAUCAACUUUUUUAAAUGAA
Maniola jurtina (meadow brown) is the source of this 1329-nucleotide messenger RNA. RefSeq lists its product as uncharacterized. The record is from RefSeq and is a predicted model, not a curated record. Lineage: Eukaryota; Metazoa; Arthropoda; Insecta; Lepidoptera; Nymphalidae. The transcript has 3 exons. Bases 132 to 1178 code for a protein of 348 amino acids.